Messenger RNA from Aspergillus novofumigatus IBT 16806, 1981 nucleotides. RefSeq names its product bifunctional ATP-dependent DNA helicase/ssDNA endodeoxyribonuclease DNA2. Lineage: Eukaryota; Fungi; Ascomycota; Eurotiomycetes; Eurotiales; Aspergillaceae. The coding region runs from base 225 to 1835 and encodes 536 amino acids. The record is from RefSeq and is a predicted model, not a curated record. The transcript is spliced from 2 exons.
ACUACAUCGAGACAAUCACCAGCCAUGGUCUGGAUGGAUAUUAUACUUGGACUUCUCCUUUGAUCAGGAAACAACACUCCUCUCUCCAACGUCCUACCUCGAUGGUAGAUACCACAUUCUACUCAGUUGCUACAGCUCGCUUCAAUCUGUAUAGUUCUUGAAUUUCCAGGCAGACAUGAACCGAUGUGCUACAGAAGGCUGAAAUCUCCAACAAUUCUUGAGCCAUGGCUGGAAACUCGGAGUCCUACCCGAUAUCCUCGAAUUCACGUUCCAAGUUGAAUGCCUUCCGGUUCAACAAUCAACAUACGAACAAUGGAGGAAAGUCGCCUGCGAAGUCGCCAUUAAAGGCAGGUCACGAUGACAAAGAAAACCAAACUUCAUGGUUGAACGGAGUGGUCAAACCACUGCAAUCAGAACCAGGAAAAGAAGAGCCUUCUGGCGAAGCGAACGAGCCGAAACCAGUCAAAGAGUGUCCUCAGACGCCAGGGAACAGGAUACCCCUGGCAGACCUCAUUAGCAAUGCAGAAGAUGCAUUCAACCGAGCACCAGGACAAGAAUACACGCCGGAAGAUCAUGUUAUCUGGCAGCAUGUACCUGCGAGCUCCAACCCGGACACACUCUCUCAACCUUCCGCAACGAGAAAGAAACGGCGUCACAGCUCAUCCCCGACCAGCUCUCCACUAGGUGGAAGCAAGAAGGGUGAACGGAAACGGUCCUUUGAUAUGCAAUCCUUCCAAGCGCUCCUCAAAACACCGCAGAACGAUCUCGCAACAGACCUGUGGAACAAUUACCUGGGCAAGGCUUCGAUCAAUCCAGAGGACAGCUUCCCUCCUCCUCGCCUAGCUAACCUUCUCUCCUCUUCACCCCAAACUCCUGCCACGACCGGCACCAGUAGGGAUUCUUCUGGUUUGAGGAGGUCAGUUAGUUGCAAUGCGGAAUGGCCCACAUCUAAAGCAAAACGGAGAAGAUUGAAUGGACAAGAGUUUGGUAGUGGGCGCAACAUUUUCUCUCGGUCUAAGAGUAAUGUACUGGAGUCCGCAAAUACGAAAUCUUCCAGACUCAACUUCUUGUUGGAGAAGAUUGAGAGAAGCUUGCAGAAGCCCUCUGUCGCUCCAGCAGAAAUGUCGGAUUCUUCACCCGUGCCGAAGCGCAAGCAAGUGCGAUGGAGCCGAUCGAAUUCUCCUAUCGAGAGAAAGGCCGCCGCGCAAAUUUCAGAGCAAGGCAUUGAGUAUGACGACGGGGUUGCUCACCCACUUGUACAACCAAACGAAGCCGAAGGCGUAGGAGCUUCUUCAUCUGAUUUCGGUGAUGAUGACUUGGACGAGGACUUUCUCACCUUGGCCGAAACGUCUGAGGACCCAUUCCUUGAACCAACCCGGCCCAACAACUAUACGAAUCCAAUGAACGCCGAAGCCCCUGUCGAAUCUACUAUGGAGCAGCCUCGACGUCAACUUAGUACUUUGGGGGACUCGGACCAUAAUGCAGGAGCUCCUGGUUCGGGCAACAGGAAGCUCAGUGUCGACAAAGCUGUGAACAGUGACGAAUUCGACGAUGACUUCGACGAUAUAGAGGAUCUUCUUGCCGAAUGCGAUGGAACAGCAGGCUUGACUCCUCCAGGACCAACAGCGUCAGCGAAGCUGUUGGCUAACGAACAACCUUGCAUAAAACAGAAUACGAAACGACCAUCUGAAACAGACGGAUUUAACGGCACUUCCACGAGGAGUUUGGAAAUAUCCUCUGCUGACGAGUUUGAUGAUGACGACUUUGACGUGGAGGCUAUCGAGCAGUCUAUGGAGCCAGGUAGAAAUGGACCAGUCAACGUUUGUCGCUCUUAGUUGGUACUUUCCAUAGGAUUUUGCUAAAUACAUAAGAGCUAGAACUCUACAGACCGGCAAGCUAUCAAACGAUAUUUGAUUGUUGAUAUUGCAGAGAAUACGUAUAUCACUAAAAAUGGUCGCACUCAGCCAGAGCAGGUGCUGUU